AUGUGUGAAAACCGCGCCGCGUCCCGCUCUGCGCCUCGUCAUGUGAAAGGGAGGGAUGUUUCGCGCUCUGGGAUGGGAUCGACGGAUCUGAACCCCCUGCCGCUCGGCAGGAAGUCGCCCCGGAAUCUGGUGCUGUCUUCUGGUUCGUUCGAGCUGAGGAUAAAAAGUUUCACGAACUCGUUGGGUAGGCUAAGUAGUGGGCAGUGCUGUGAUGGUUCCUCGACUAGUGACGCGCCUUGCCUAGCGCCGUGCAGGACUAAAUUCCGCGUGUGCCUCAAGAUCUAUCAAGCAAACAUCGAUACCACUUCGCCGUGCACGUUCGGCGACAUCACUACGCCGGUGCUAGGAGGCAACUCCCUGGAUGUUCCCAACCUUAAUGUGGAAGGGUUCAGCAAUCCCAUCGUGUUCCCCUUCGAUUUCACAUGGCCGCGGGCGCCCGCGCUAGACAGGGACGGAGCGAUAAUGUCAAAGUACACGUCCGCGCGCGCCUCGCACCGGGCAAACUUGCAUUCCGACAGCGGGGCAACAUUUUCAAACUGGGGCCAAUCGUUCACCUGGACAUUCGGA
Molecule: messenger RNA, 567 nt
Organism: Iphiclides podalirius (scarce swallowtail)
Lineage: Eukaryota; Metazoa; Arthropoda; Insecta; Lepidoptera; Papilionidae
Source: the annotation of a GenBank genome assembly